CCGGAGAUCAACAAGCACAGGACGGGGAGGAGGAGCACAGCAGCAGCGUCGACAAUCGUGUUGCCCUUUUCCACAGGAACUCUGGUUCUUCUCCUGCUGUGAGACAACCCCAGCGAAAGGGAAGACAGACGCGGUAGCACCUCUAAGCACCAUGGGGGACUCAGCGUAUAGCUUUUCCCUCACAACCUUCAGCAGGACCGGCAAGCUUCUGCAGAUCGAGUAUGCACUCAUGGCCGUUCAGCAGGGAAAGACAAGCCUGGGCAUCAAGGCGACGAACGGCGUGGUGAUCGUGACGGAGAAGAAGCUCCCGUCGGUCCUGAUCGACAGCGACGAGGUGUCCAAGAUCUCCCUGGUGACCCCCUCGACGGGUUUCGUGUACUCGGGCCUGGGUCCGGACUAUCGGGUGCUCGCCCGAAAGAGCCGCAAGCAGGCCCAGGCCUACUACAACAUAUACCGGGAGGUUCAGCCAGUGGGGCAGCUGGUGCGGGAUACGGCGGGAGUGAUGCAGGAGUACACGCAGAGGGGAGGAGUCCGGCCGUUCGGGGUGUCGCUGCUGGUGGCGGGCUAUGACGACGACGGACCGCAGCUCUACCAGGUGGAUCCCUCCGGGGCUUACUUCGGGUGGAAGGCGACGGCCAUCGGCAAGAACUUCGUCAACGCAAAAAAUUUCUUGGAGAAGCGGUUCUCCGAGGAAGCCGAGCUGGAUGAUGCGGUACACACUGCGCUGCUGACGAUGCGGGAGGGUUUUGAGGGGGAGAUGACGGAAAAGAACAUCGAGGACCGCAAGUUCCGCAUCCUAAGCGAACAGGAGGGGAAAGACUUCUUGGACGAAGCUAACUAAGCUUGCUUUCCAGAACUCCAUAAAAGCAAUAAAAAAAGAGCUUUUGUCACAAAAAAAAAAAGUCCUGGACUGUUUUGUCUGUGGAUAGAGAUGGUUUGUUACUGUAAGAAAAAGAUACAGAGAAGGGACCGAUGCCAGUUCGGGGAAGUGCAGCCCUCGGAGUGCCUCCCUCCCUUGAAGCAAGUUUGGAGUCGUGCGGAGAAACAGCGAGGAGUUGAGGUCGUGCCAGAUGAUGGUCGUGUCCGGCACUGUCGUGUGUGCCCCCUUUUGGGCGAGAGAGUCGUGGUCGUGUUGUCGCUUCUCGAGCUUCUGUUGUAGCUAUCCUUCCCCCCAUGGGUUGUUGUGUUGACGACGACGGGACCGCUGCUGCUGACAGGAAUGGAGGGAAAAUGGGCCGGAUCGUAUUGAGGUGGUGACAUUUCUGGUCCUCCUGCUCCCUGAUUGGUCCAACUCGAUCUGUUUCUUUUCCUGCUAGAGGUUAUGCGGCACACGAGCCUGCUUGCAGGAAUGGAGGGAAAAUGAGCCGGAUCGUGUAGAGGUGGUGAUAUUUCUGGUCCUCCUGCUCCCUGAUUGGUCCAACUCGGUCUUUUGCUUUCCUGCUAGAGGUUACGCCGCGCGCGAGGCGAGAAACAGAUUAGUGUUUGGAGAACGGAUGGAGACGUGAAGAAUGAAAAUGCCUUCAUUCCAGCGGCAUCAUCAGGAAACGGAUUGAUCCAUUUUUGAACGGAUUGAGACUUGAAGAAUGAAAAUGCCUUC
Messenger RNA from Ectocarpus siliculosus, 1597 nucleotides. Lineage: Eukaryota; Phaeophyceae; Ectocarpales; Ectocarpaceae. The record is from the annotation of a GenBank genome assembly.